UUUCUUUCCGCGGAAAUUCAUUGUUUUCAUGACAUCAGCCGGCUGUGUUUGCAUGGCCAAGGGCACAAUGAAAACAAUAUGUUUGACAUCUUUGGGCAAACACGAUAUAAAAAGCUUUAUUAACUCAUUUGAUACUGUUUUGACAGACUGUGAUGGUGUGCUGUGGCUCGGCUCUGAGCUUAUACCAGGUGCUAACAUCGCUUUGAACACGUUUAGGAACCUAGGGAAAAAAAUUUUCUACGUUACAAACAACAGCACAAAGAGUAGAGAGGAGUAUAUAGAUAAGUUUAGAAAGCUAGGCUUCGUAGCAUCAGAAGAGGAAAUUCUAUCAUCUUCAUAUCUAUCAGCACUUUAUUUAAAUGACAUAGGAUUUAAGAAGAAGGUGUAUGUAUUUGGCACAAGUGGCAUAACCAAGGAGUUGGAUAAAGUGGGAAUUCGUCAUACUGAAGUUGGGCCUGAUCCUAUGGUGUGUGAUAUGGGAACACUAGUUAGCUCCAAAAUAAAGCUGGAUCCAGAAGUAGGAGCUGUAAUUGUAGGAUUUGAUGAACAGAUCAGCUAUCCCAAAAUACUAAAAGCAGGCUCAUAUCUCAAAAAUCCAGACUGUCUUUUUCUAGCUACAAAUACAGAUCAGCAAUUUCCUUCAAAAAGCAAUAUAGUAAUACCAGGUGCUGGCUGUAUAGUAGCAGCAGUAGAAUGCUGCGCAGGACGUAAACCAAAAGUCAUUGGAAAGCCUGGAGACUACAUCAGAGAUUACCUUAUCAAGAAGCACAACAUAAAUCCUCAAAGAACGCUAAUGAUUGGUGACAGAGGAAACACAGACAUUCUUCUUGGAACACGCUGUGGCUUCAAAACUUUAAUGGUACUCACAGGAGUGUCAUCCCUAGUGGACAUUGAGCAAUGGGAGAAGUCUGAUGACAAAGAAAUUUUGGGCUGUGUUCCCAAUUAUUAUGUAAACACGCUGGCUGAUGUUGUGCCUCUUUUACCAAAGUAGGCAAUAUGUUCAGUUAUUAAUUUUAAAAAAAUGUUAUUAUCAAUAAAUUAAUGUUAAAGCAA
Molecule: messenger RNA, 1053 nt
Organism: Schistocerca nitens (vagrant locust)
Lineage: Eukaryota; Metazoa; Arthropoda; Insecta; Orthoptera; Acrididae
Product: glycerol-3-phosphate phosphatase
Exons: 6
Coding region: 29-991 (320 amino acids)
Cellular component (GO): cytoplasm
Molecular function (GO): phosphatase activity
Source: RefSeq, a predicted model, not a curated record